AUGGAAAUUGAGAAAAUGUACUUGUUUCUAUCUCUUUUUUCAAUUAUAAUCUUCCUUUAUAAAAUCCUUCUACCAUUUAAAGCAGAGAACAAGAACCUCCCACCUAGUCCACCAUCAAUUCCUAUAUGGGGUCACCUACACCUACUCAAGCCCCCAUUUCCCAAAACAUUGCAAACCCUUUCUGAGCGUUAUGGCCCAAUUUUCUCCCUUCGUUUAGGAUGUCAGCCUCUUUUGGUUGUCUCUUCUCCAUUGGCUGUCGAAGAAUGUCUCAACCAAAACGACAAUGUAUUUGCUUAUCGACCUAAGUCCAUUGUUGGUGAGAUUUUAGGAUACAACUACUCGAUCCUCAUAUGGUCCACAUAUGGAGACCUUUGGAGGAAUCUCCGACGUGUUGGGGUCUUAACUAUGUUUUCCUUUCGUAAGCUUAAUGAAGGAAGCUCCACCCGAAAAGCUCAGAUCCAUAACAUGAUCUUAGAGCUUCAAACCGAGUCUGAGGGUGCAUUUGGAAGAGUGAACUUAAAUAAUAUUUUGAAAAGGGUGGCGCAUAACUUUGUGAUGAGAACAAUAAAUGAGAAGCCAUGGGAAAAUAUGGAUUUGAUACCCUCUAGUCCCAUGACAAUGUGUGACUUCUUUCCCAUCUUGAGGUGGAUACCUUUCGGAGGGAUUGAGAAAAAUUUGAAAAAGCUUUGGAAGAAAAGAGAUGAAUAUUUACAAAAUUUGCUUGAUGAGAGUAGAGAAAGUGUUAGAAGAAGAUCAUCUUAUAAUGAGGAAGUUGUGACAAAAAAUUUGAUUGAAGAAUUACUAGACUUGCAGGAAGUUGAACCUGAUUGCUACACUAAUGAAUUCAUCAAAAGUUUCAUUUUGAUGCAACUAUUAGCAGGAACGGAUACUACAAUUUCAACAGUGGAGUGGGCAAUGUCAAACCUCAUAAAUAACCCCGAAAUAAUCUCAAAAGCAAGGGAGGAGAUUAAUCUACUCAUUGGCAGAGGAAGACUCGUAGACGAAUCUGAUGUACCAAAAUUGAGUUACAUUCGUUGGAUAGUCAAUGAGACUUUAAGACUUUUCUCGCCAGCACCACUGCUAUUCCCACAUUUCUCGUCCAAAGACUGCACUAUUGGAGGGUUCCAUGUACAAAAAGGCACUAUGCUCUAUGUUAAUGCUUGGGCAAUACAAAGGGACCCUAGCCUAUGGGACGAACCAAACAUGUUUAAGCCGGAGAGGUUUGCAAAUGAGACAGAAGGUUACAAAUUUUUUCCAUUUGGAAUUGGGAGAAGGUCUUGCCCCGGAAGCGCCUUUGCCACUAGAAACAUCACUUUGCUUUUGGCUACACUUAUACAAUGUUUUGAUUGGGGAACACCUGAGGAUGGAGUAGUAGACAUCACAAUGAAAAGUGGUGCCAAUAUUUGUCAUGAGGAAAAGCCUUCAGAGGUAAUUUGCCACCUUAGGUCUUCAAUGGUAGAUGUCGUUGCUCAACUCCAAGUUAAUUAACUAUGUUUAUUAUUAGCUGGCUCGUAAUAUUGAGGGGUUAUGUUAUUUUAAAAUUUGGAUGUAUGAUCUAUUUAUAUGUUAUCUUUUACUUUAUAUGACUUUAUUUAUAAGUUCUU
Messenger RNA from Chenopodium quinoa (quinoa), 1604 nucleotides. Its product is annotated as cytochrome P450 81D11-like. The transcript has 2 exons. Bases 1 to 1488 code for a protein of 495 amino acids. The record is from RefSeq and is a predicted model, not a curated record. Gene Ontology annotation, molecular function: iron ion binding; monooxygenase activity; oxidoreductase activity, acting on paired donors, with incorporation or reduction of molecular oxygen. Lineage: Eukaryota; Viridiplantae; Streptophyta; Magnoliopsida; Caryophyllales; Amaranthaceae.